CAGUUCUUAUUUAUCUACUCGAGAGUAUCGGAUCGAAGAGAAUCUUGAAAGUGUCAACCAAUAUGGCAGAUAAUCAAUAUGAAGAUCUUGUACCACCUGGCGGUCCUACUCCAGAAAAGGCAGCAAUUCCAGCAUUUCCAGAAUCGAAUGCUCCUUCACAACCAGAAAUCAAUAUUCCUCAGUUUCCAAAUGCUCAAGGGACCGGAGCACCUCCACCUCCAACACCACUUGCAAAUCCGACAGAAGACAACAAAAAAGCAGUUUCUGUUAAAGACAGUUCAAAAGUUGAUAGUAAAAUAGUGAAGGCAACCGGUGAUGGAAAAAAGAAGAAAAAUGGAAAGAGUAGUGAGACAAAGACUAAGAAUAAGGUUAAGAAAAACAAAUCAAAGGCCAGUGCUGAUGAGAGUCAAAUGGGAAGUGCAGAAGAACGUUUGUCAACUAAUAGACCAUCUACUCUUGAUUAUUGUCAAGUUGCUAUUCUCAUAACUCUUCUCGUCAUCAUCUGUCUUGUUUCCAUUCCCGUUUUGUUGAUUUCUCGUGGAAUGUUCGACAUGGCGAAUAUCAAAGAAUCUUUGGAGAAGGAAGAGUGAAAAAAUAGAACUGUUCCAAUACUAGUAAAAUGUUUUGAUUGAAGAUAUUUUUAUCUUUG
Molecule: messenger RNA, 649 nt
Organism: Caenorhabditis elegans
Lineage: Eukaryota; Metazoa; Nematoda; Chromadorea; Rhabditida; Rhabditidae
Gene: C53D6.10
Exons: 3
Coding region: 63-590 (175 amino acids)
Source: RefSeq, marked reviewed